AUGCUGCGAUGGGAAUUGGAUGUCUCUCCACUGAUUUCAACGAAAAGCUGGCUAAAAAAUUAUGGACUAAAGAAAAACAAGUUGAAUAUGUACCAUAUUUUACCUACUAUUGGAUUUAAACUGAGUGAUGAUUAUGACACUACAUUAAAGAGGCCAGUGGCAUCACGUUAUGGCAGUUCAUUGUUUCAAAGAGCCUUCCGCAAAGAUGGACAUACAUAUAAUCUUAAAUGUUCCAAAGAAAAGCUCAUACAAAUUCAAAAUCGUUUGAAACAGGUUUUGCGGUUGUUUGAGAGGCGGUUGUCAUGGCUGACUUCUGAGAGCAGACGAACUUUUGGAGUAAUUGAAGAAAAGUGUGUUACGGUUGUUUUGGACAUCAAAAACUUGUCACCUCAACAAUUCAAUCAAUUUAUCGGUGCAUUUCAAAUGGUUUUAGAGGAACAGAUAUCCCGCAUUAGUAAAUUUAACUUGAUUCGUUCAGCUGAUAAUAUGAAACUAUUUAAGGAAUCAUGUGUACCGGUAACACACGAUACAAUCUAUGAAGCUAUUGAAUGGAUUAAAAGUUUUGAUAGACUUGAACCAAUAUCAUCCACUGCCCCAUGUGAAGCUGUUGUUCAGGCUCUCAAAGAUACUAGUAAUGAAGCUGUAUACAUUCUAACGGAAGGUACGUCAAUUGAUGCUUGUCGAGGAGUAUUUAUAGAACAGCUAACUAAUUCGCACCCAUGUAUCCCCGUCAAUGUGGUAUCUUAUAACUGUGACAAUCUAGACACAAUACAGUAUCUUAGGAGACUUGCAGAAUGUACAAAUGGGAGAUUCCAUGCCUAUGCUGUAACAAUGGAAAUGGUGACCUAUGAUGAUGAUGCUCCUCAGAACGGAUCCAAUGGGGAUUCCCAAGUGCUUCUUAAACGUAACAUGUAUGGCGGAAUGCCAGAAGGCGCCGGCAUCAGAGAAGAUGUCUUGCUUCUUUUUGAAGAGUUUGAAGAAGCUAGAAACACCAAUCAGUUUAUUGAAGACCUUAUAAAGGAAGGAGAUUGGGAUCCCCCAAAGAAAAAGGACGAGGAUCCAAAGAAAGCAGCAAGAAAACUUGCCAGAAUGAUCCAAAGAAAAGAAUCCUCUAUGGGCUCUGCUGAAUGGCUAAAAAGGUAUGGUCUUGAAGCUAAUAAACUCGAAUUUCAUGAUGCUUUAGCCAAAGUAACAUUUGAUCAUGUCGAGGGUGUGACUAACAGUUUCAAUGCUCCCGAGGGUCAGGAUAAAAAGUUAGUUGAUGCCAUAUAUUGUGAGACACUGUUUCCAGCAGUAAGAUGGACAGAUGGUACCAUUAAGCACGUGAUUGUGACCCAAGACAUCCAUCGCACUUACGAACAAAGGAUAACCAUAGCUCUGAACAGAAUACAAGAAAGAAUAAAGUGGCUGACAAAGGGAAGUCGAGCACUGUUUGGGACUAUUAUAGAGGACAAUAUCUACAUUUUAAUAGAUUGUUCCAAAUCUAUGGAAGAAAAUAUAAAAUUUGUGAAAGAGAAAGUUCAGGGCCUGAUUCAAGAACAAUUGCGACACAAGAAAUCCAUAAAUAUUGUUAGCUUUGGUACAACAGUAGAAACUUGGAGUUCUCGUCUGGUAGACAUCACACCACAAUCACUUCACAGCGCCCAAUCGUGGAUAAAUGCUCUCUCCUGCACUGGAUCAACCAAUACAUAUGGAGCCAUCAAGUAUGCUCUCUCUGACUCGAGAACUGAUGGUAUUUACCUACUCACUGAUGGUUGUCCUGAUCAA
Lottia gigantea (owl limpet) is the source of this 1767-nucleotide messenger RNA. RefSeq lists its product as hypothetical. The annotation marks the transcript as partial. NCBI's taxonomy places the organism in Eukaryota, Metazoa, Mollusca, Gastropoda, Lottiidae. The transcript has a single exon. The record is from RefSeq and is a predicted model, not a curated record.